UGUGACUUCUUUCCUCUCGUGGCAUGCUGCGCGGCGCGGCCCGCUUGCUGCGCGUGAGCGCCGCCGGCGACGCGGGCGCGGCGCGGUCGGCGCUGGAGUCCCGGGGCUGCGCCGUCGUGUCCGUGGAGCAGCACCGCGAGCAGGGCCGUUUCUUCGAGCGCGUCGUCUUCGACGCCGGAAACGGGCUCGACGCCGGGGCCCUCGAGGCGGCGCUGGCGCCGGACGCCGUGACGAUCCGCGCCGCCGACGAGCGGCCGCGGCUCGCGGUCUUCGCGGGUAAGGAACCCGGGUGCCUCGAGGAACUGCUCGAGCGGUCGCGGACCGGCGAGUUGCGCGCGGACGUCGCGGGCGUCCUGUCGAACCACGCGACGCUCGCGCCCCUCGCGGCGGACUACGGCGUGCCCUUCCACUGCUUCGGCGGCGAGGACAUGGAGGCGGCGCAGCUCGCCCGCCUCGCGGAACUCCGCGUCGACGUCGUCGCGCUCGCGCGCUACAUGCAAAUUCUCGGCCCGGCCUUCUGCGAGGCCUACGCGGGCCGCGCGCUCAACGUGCACCACUCGUUGCUGCCCGCCUUCCCCGGCGCGCGGCCCUACGACGCGGCCUGGGCCCGCGGGGUGAAAUUGAUCGGCGCGACGGCGCACUACGUCACGGAGGAGCUCGACGGCGGCCCCAUCGUCGCCCAGGCCGCGCUGCCCGCGCCCCACGCGCUGAGCGUGCGCGACCUGCGACGCGCCGGCGCGGCCGCGGAGCGCAGCGUGCUCGCGGACGCCGUCGCCGCGCACGUCGACCGCCGCGUGCUGAUCGCGGGGUCGCGCUGCGUCGUCUUCGCCGGGCCCUAACAUCGCCGGGAUUCGU
Molecule: messenger RNA, 855 nt
Organism: Aureococcus anophagefferens
Lineage: Eukaryota; Pelagophyceae; Pelagomonadales; Pelagomonadaceae
Exons: 1
Coding region: 24-839 (271 amino acids)
Biological process (GO): 'de novo' IMP biosynthetic process
Molecular function (GO): formyltetrahydrofolate deformylase activity
Source: RefSeq, a predicted model, not a curated record